This is a messenger RNA of Saccostrea echinata, 909 nucleotides long. RefSeq names its product galactoside alpha-(1,2)-fucosyltransferase 2-like. Gene Ontology annotation, molecular function: galactoside 2-alpha-L-fucosyltransferase activity. The record is from RefSeq and is a predicted model, not a curated record. Gene Ontology annotation, cellular component: membrane. Bases 1 to 909 code for a protein of 302 amino acids. Gene Ontology annotation, biological process: carbohydrate metabolic process. The transcript has a single exon. NCBI's taxonomy places the organism in Eukaryota, Metazoa, Mollusca, Bivalvia, Ostreida, Ostreidae.
AUGAAGUUUGGACGAGCGUCAAUCCGGAUCGUGAAAAAAGAACUUUUUAGUUACAAUGACUCCACUGAUAUUGUAUGUGUAAAUUUCAAAGGACGACUUGGAAAUCUCAUGAUUCAAUACAUCUUCUUAUACAUAAUAGCAAAGAUUAAAAAACUAUAUCCUAUUGUCCCUGAUAACUCUGAAUUGUUUCAAGUAUUUAACAUACAAAAUACAACACUUUCUGCGAUGAAACAACCUAAUGCUACGUGCUCAAAACUACCACAACACAAAGAAAGAUGGGGACUUUCAUAUGACGAGAAUUUGCUCAGUGUACCCCCUUCCAAAGGAGUGAGAUUUGAUGGCUACUUUCAGUCAUGGAAAUACUGGAUAAAAUAUGAAGAGGAAAUUCGGGAUAUCUUUACUUUUAAAGAACCAAUACGGAAAAAAGCAAACACACAAAUGAGGAAUAUCCUAAAUCAGAUGAAUUUUAUUGUUAAUAAGGAUAACAUUGUAAUUAGCAUUCACAUCCGAAGAGGAGAUUAUGCAACAGAGGAACAUUAUAAGUACGGCAAACUCACACCCAAUGAAACUUACUAUAAGAAUGCCAUGAAUUAUUUCAAAAAAAGAUAUCGAAGUGUAUUGUUUGUUGUUGGUUCUAAUGAUAUGAAAUGGUCUAAAAGGGCUUUAGGAACCGAGAAGAAUGUGUACUACUCAAUAGGGAAUUCAGCAGCAGAAGACAUGGCCCUGCUUUCUCUCGCUAAUCAUACCAUCAUGUCUGUGGGAACUUUUGGCUGGUGGAUUGGAUGGAUGGCGCGAGGAACUAGUAUAUAUUAUAAGAACAUCUAUAGAGCCGGAUCUGAUUUUGCCGAAGAGUUUCGAAAUGACUCCAUUGAAGACUUCAUUUAUCCUGGGUGGAUUCCCAUGGAAUAA